Messenger RNA from Acytostelium subglobosum LB1, 1665 nucleotides. RefSeq lists its product as hypothetical. The transcript is spliced from 5 exons. Bases 1 to 1665 code for a protein of 554 amino acids. Lineage: Eukaryota; Evosea; Eumycetozoa; Acytosteliales; Acytosteliaceae. Gene Ontology annotation, biological process: mitochondrion distribution. The record is from RefSeq and is a predicted model, not a curated record. Gene Ontology annotation, cellular component: cytoplasm.
AUGAAUCAUAGAGCACCCUUGGAGAGUCAGAUACUGACCUUGCAAGUCGGUCCCUAUUCAAACUUCAUUGCAUCACAUUACUGGAACAUACAGAAUGAUAACUAUCAAUAUAGUAUAAAGAAUAACUCAAAGUUUGAAGUCAAUCCAUCUAUAUUGUAUAGAGGUGGAAGUGGCGAGACUGCCAAUGAUUCACAGACUUAUACACCGAGAGUGUUGGUUGUGGACUAUGCCGACAACUUUGGUGCGAUGAGUAGAGAGGGUAGGAUAUAUAGACCAAAGAUGUCGGCUGCAGGCCUGCCCGCGACAACUGCCGUGUCUGAGGACUUGGGUGAGCGAGUGACACAGCACAUUUCAAAGCCAGCUGGAUCGCCCAUCUCAUUCGACUCGGAUAAAGACCAUCGUCUGGACGACUUUGAAUACUGGUCCGACUAUCUCCAGACCGACUACCACACCAACAGCAUCGUCCCGCUCACCCAAACCAACCAGAACAACAGUAUAAGUGGCAAGCUCUACGACGAUGGCUACGACCUAUUCUUUGACAACGUGGAGAUCGUUGAUACGUAUCAAGACAACAUGAGACGACUGGUGGAGGAGUGUGAUCAUCUUGGUGGAUUCCAAUGCUUUAGUGAUGUCGAUGGAAUAUGGGGUGGAGUCAGUACGGCAUUGUUGCAACAUAUUGAAGACGAGUAUACAUCGCGUCCAAUCAUCACAUUUGGUUGUACACAACACUCAACUAGUAUUGCCGAUCAGGUCGAAGCAUCCAUUGAUGAGCGAGUCUACAAUGUAUCCAAGUCCAUCAAGUCCCUGGCUCAAUACAGCAGCCUCUACACCCCGCUCACAGCUCAACGAUGGUCUGGCGUCACAACAACAUCAUUCAAUCGACUAAAGAUGAACAACAAGUUCCAGACAUCAGCGAUAUUGGCAUCAUCAAUCGACACUGGAACAUUGUACUAUCGAUCCAACUUUAAUCAUAGUAUUGCCGAUCUGUGUAGACAUAUGUCGUUGGGUGGACCUCGCAACCUAUGUACAUUGUCCUCCUCCUUCCCAGGUUCGAUCGCCGAAUUCUCCUUUGCGGCGCGUCCACUCUACACCGCCAACCAACAGAACACCACCAACACCUCUGCACAGCCACUGCACUCCCAUCCACUCAUGAACUACCUCUCGCCAAAGAUUAUCAAUAAGUCCUUCAGUCCAUUCACCGAGGUGAUAUCAAUGAGAGGUGAGGUGUGUCCAGGUGUGUCUGGAUAUGAUCAAGUCAAAGAAGUGUUGGAGCAGUACAUGAGUGAUUCAAACCGUGGCAAUGAAUACCAUUCCAGGGCCAUCAACUCAAUGAUCUGUAACAUCAGCCAGCCAUUCAUUGUUGACAAACCUCAUUCAUUCCCAGCAUAUCGAUCAACAUCAACCAAUCAAUCAUCCAACAGUAACAACAACAUGGAACAACAACAACAACAACAUUAUGAUCCAACUCCAACAUCGAUAUUGGCACAUUUACAGAAUGGUAGAUUGGUACAACAGUAUGUCAAGACAUUGGCGAUGGAGUUCAAAGAGUUGAUCCAACAGAGGAGAGUACAUCGCAACAACAAUACGUCAGACGAAGCGGAUCCCAAUAGCGCCACACUAGAGCAUCUGCUCAACAUUUCCGACGCCUAUUCCACUUCCGACUAA